GAUAAAUGAUCAGAUACUCCUACAAAUUUUAUAUGUAAUCUACAAAAAAAAAAAAUUAAAAAAAUAUGGUAAAUACGUCCCUCUUUGGUUAUCUAGACAAAACAGAAAAUCCAACUAAAAUCUAGAAAAAAUCAACUAAAAUCUGAUAAAAAUAUAAUUCCUAACAGAUAAUAUACGUAUAUAUAUUUGUACAAAUCAGAAAAUGGCUAUUGUUAGUACUGUAUUUAACUAACAAAAUCUCUCUCAACAUAACCAUCCCCGAAAAAUUCUCUACACACAACUCCGAAGAACACUCUCCACGAUCUUCUCUCUUUCUCCUUCUCUUAAGGAGAAAAACAAGGAACAUCUGGCCAGGCAAACCCUAAACUUCCAUAUAUCCUAAACGCAAACCCUAAUGUCCUUAAGCACCUUAUCCGGUGGUUCCACCACAGCUUGCGCUGCCUGCAAAUACCAAAGAAAAAAGUGCAAGAAAAACUGUCUUCUCGCUCCUUAUUUCCCACAAGAUCGCUCAAAUCAGUUUCUAAACGCUCAUAAACUCUUUGGAGUAAGCAACAUCACCAAGAUGCUCAAAGGAAUCGAAGAAUCUCAACGAGACAUCGCUAUGGAGAAUCUUAUCUACCACGCUAAUGCUCGUGCCCUAGAUCCAGUAGGAGGGGUUUACAGUACUAUCUGUGAUCUUAAGCGCAAGAUCGAGAUCGUUCAGGCUGAGCUUAACUUUACUCGUCAGCAAAUCGCUAUGUGUCGCUCUCUAGCUCAGCAGCAGCAGAGGCAAAGGCAAGAUCUUCCAUAUGGCUGCUAUUCCUAUGAACAUCUAUUACAACAAGAUGAAGAUGAAUACGUUAAUGUCGAUGGUUUUGAUCUUCAGAACAUGCAACAACAUCAGGAGAUGCAGCAGCAGCAGCAACCGAAUCCAAUAAACUACGAGAUGUUUUUGGAGAUGCCUGAACAAACUAGCAAGGUAAAGCUUGAGGAGGUAAAAAUCUCUGACCAGGGAGAAACAAUCUCGUGAGGCAGAUACUUCAGGUUUAGGUUUUCGUCAUUAUCACGCUUUUUCUGCUUAUCCUUCUUGAAUUGUCAUAGAGUUCCGACUAGUAAUCUUUUUCUUUUAUUACUAGAACAAAUUACUGAGAGGAACAUGUGUUUAUGAAUCUGUUUUAGGUUGAGAAAUUGUGAGAGUGAAUCAGAAAACAGAAUCAGGCCAUGAAUGAAUUGCAAUAUAGUAUUGAAACAGAAAUCAUGAUUAACUUUUCACACAAGCAACAUAGCCGAUUGCCCAAAAUAGGGUUACACAGUUCAUUAGACAAUAUGAUCCUAUACUU
Messenger RNA from Arabidopsis lyrata subsp. lyrata, 1319 nucleotides. RefSeq names its product LOB domain-containing protein 7. The record is from RefSeq and is a predicted model, not a curated record. NCBI's taxonomy places the organism in Eukaryota, Viridiplantae, Streptophyta, Magnoliopsida, Brassicales, Brassicaceae. The transcript has a single exon. Bases 395 to 1009 code for a protein of 204 amino acids.